Gossypium arboreum is the source of this 1932-nucleotide messenger RNA. RefSeq lists its product as uncharacterized. Gene Ontology annotation, molecular function: nucleic acid binding. The annotation marks the transcript as partial. Gene Ontology annotation, biological process: DNA integration. NCBI's taxonomy places the organism in Eukaryota, Viridiplantae, Streptophyta, Magnoliopsida, Malvales, Malvaceae. The transcript is spliced from 3 exons. The record is from RefSeq and is a predicted model, not a curated record.
AUGUCUAGAGUGUCUAUUGAGGUGUCGAGUCCGUUGGGGCAAACAGUGUUAGUGAAUCAGGUCUAUCUAAGAUACCCGUUGAUUAUACAGAAUAAAACUUUUCUGGUUAACUUGUUAAUUAUGCCAUUUGGGGACUUUGAUAUAAUUUUGGGCAUGGAUUGGUUAUCCGAAUAUGGGGUGAUUUUGGAUUGUUACAAAAAGAGGUUCAGUAUUCAGACAGAGGAUGGGGACAGAGUUGAAGUAAGUGGCAUCCGUACCAGUGGUCCGACACGCAUCAUUUUGGUAAUAAAAGCUAAUAAAUUGCUUCAGGAGGAUUGUUCAGCAUAUUUGGCAUAUGUUAUUAAUUCUGAUUUAGUUGGAAGUCAGUGUAGUCAGAUCAGGACCGUAUGUGAGUUUUCAGAUGUAUUUCCUGAAGAAUUGCUGGGCUUACCACCUAACAGAGAGGUUAAAUUUGCUAUUGAAGUGUAUCCGGGUACAGCACCAAUCUCUAUACCUCCAUAUCGAAUGUCGCCCACUAAGUUGAAAGAGUUGAAGGUGCAGUUACAGGAUUUACUAGAUCGUGGAUUUAUUAGACCAAGCAUUUCACCCUGGGGAGCUCCAGUGUUGUUUGUUAAAAAGAAAGAUGCGAUUGUCCAAUGGAAACCACCCAAGAAUGUAUCAGAGGUACGCAGUUUUCUCAGUUUAGCUGGGUAUUACAAGAGGUUUGCAAAUGGAUUCUCAAAUAUCGUACUACCAAUGACUAAACUACUGCAAAAGAAUGUUCCUUUUAUCUGGGAUGACCAGUGCCAGAAGAGUUUUGAGACUUUGAAGCAAAUGUUGACAGAGGCACCGGCAGAACAUCAAGUUCCUACUGGAUUACUUCAGCCUAUUAGCAUUCCUGAGUGGAAAUGGGAUCGUAUUACAAUGGAUUUUGUUACAGGAUUACCAUUGUCAGCAAGUAAAAAGAAUGCUAUCUGGGUAAUUGUUGAUCGGCUUACAAAAUCAGCUCACUUUAUAGCUGUUAGAACAGAUUGGUCAUUGCAGAAGCUUGCAGAAGUGUAUAUUCGAGAAAUUGUUAGAUUACACGGUAUUCCGGUGUCAAUAAUCUCAGAUCGAGAUCCUCGGUUCACAUCGAGAUUUUGGAGACAGCUACAUGAAUCAUUGGGUACUCGACUUAACUUUAGUACGGCUUUUCAUCCGCAAACAGAUGGACAGUCCGAACAGGUAAUACAGAUAUUAGAAGAUAUGCUUCGGGCUUGUAUCAUUGAUUUUGAAUCAGGUUGGGAACGUUAUUUGCCAUUAGCUGAAUUUGUCUAUAACAAUAGGUUCCAAUCUAGUAUUCAAAUGGCUCCGUAUGAAGCAUUAUAUGGUCGAAGGUGUCGAUCACCGGUAUGUUGGACAGAAUUGAAUGAAAGAAAAAUGAUUGGGCCAGAAUUGAUUCAAGAAACAGAAGAAACAGUUAAGAAGAUUAAAGAUAGAUUGAAAGCAGCUUUUGAUAGGUAGAAAUCAUAUGCAGACUUGAAACGGUGAGACAUUGAAUAUUCUGUUGGUGAUAAAGUAUUCCUCAAAGUAUCACCUUGGAAGAAAGUUUUGAGAUUUGGCCGAAAGGGUAAGUUAAGUCCACGUUUUAUUGGGCCGUAUGAGGUUGUGGAAAGAAUUGGGUCUGUUGCCUACCGACUAGUUUUACCUCCAGAAUUACAGAAAAUUCAUGAUGUUUUUCAUGUUUCGAUGCUCCGGAGAUAUAGAUCGGAUCCUUCCCACAUUAUUCCUACUGAAAAUAUUGAAAUUCGGUCUGAUUUGACUUAUGAAGAAGAGCUGGUUCAGAUAUUAGCUCGAGAAGUAAAAGAGCUGAGAAAUAAACGGGUCCCUCUAGUAAAAGUGUUAUGGAGGAGUCAUAAUAUGGAAGAAGCGACUUGGGAACCGGAAGAAACGAUGAGAGCACAAUAUCCUCAU